Messenger RNA from Thalassophryne amazonica, 1218 nucleotides. Its product is annotated as neuferricin. The record is from RefSeq and is a predicted model, not a curated record. The coding region runs from base 55 to 792 and encodes 245 amino acids. The transcript has 4 exons. Gene Ontology annotation, cellular component: membrane; endomembrane system. Lineage: Eukaryota; Metazoa; Chordata; Actinopteri; Batrachoidiformes; Batrachoididae.
UUGCUUUUUUAACAGCUUUAUUUUGACAAACCAUAGAUAGUGCCAUUAAGGAUCAUGCUCAGCCAUGUGCUGUUCUUUUUAUCCGUGUUACUGGCAGUGUUGUUGAUUCCUCGUGACUGGUUUGGAAAUAAAUCUCUGCGGCUGCUGACCACACGUGAGUUAUCGCUGUACGACGGUGAGGUCACCAGCAAGGGGCUCUACUUGGCGAUUCUGGGCCACGUGUUUGACGUACAGAAGGGGUACAAGCACUAUGGACCCGGCGGAGCCUAUCACCUUAUGGCAGGUAAAGAUGCCUCACUGGCCUUCAUCACUGGCGAUUUCACAGAAGGCAGUUUGACAGACGAUGUGUCCAGUCUAUCUCCUGUGCAGGUGGUGGCCUUGUAUGACUGGCUCGCCUUCUAUCAGCGGGAAUACCACCCUGUAGGCCGAUUAAUAGGCCGAUUCUACACGGAGAGCGGGCAGCCCACAGAGGCUCUUUUACAGCUGGAGGUGUUGCUGGCAGAGAGUCAGCAAAUCACAGCACAAACUCAAGCUCAAAGGUUACAAACACCAGCUUGUAACUCAGAAUGGAGUGCCGCCACGGGAGGACGGGUCUGGUGCUCGAGUAAGAGUGGGGGUGUGGAAAGGGACUGGACAGGUGUCCCCAGGAAGCUGUUCUCUCCAGGCUCCAGCAGCACUCGCUGUGUCUGUGUUAAAAUGCAGUCUGCAGGAGAGGAAAAUCCCAACCUGCAGGAAUAUGAGGGCUGCCCUCCACAUGCCGAGUCCUGUCCACUGGAAGAUUCUGAGGAGUAGACCAGAACACACUGACUCAAUCAUGUAGCUUGCUUGAGAACCCUUUUUUGUUUUUAUUUAAAAAAAAAAAAAAGAUGGAUUUGUCUUUUAACAUCAAAAGGAGGGAACUUAAGAAAGAAGCCCUGUUUUGUUUUCCCAAAUGAGGAUGUAUGUCACUGUUUAGUGAUUGUUUUUUCCACUCAGGACAAAAACAAAAAGUUAAUCUUUGCUGUGUUGUUUUAGAACACAAACACAUCACGGGCUAACCAGCAAAUUAAUGUCACUGGUUGGAACAAUGUGAAAACUGAGUAAACUACUUUUUGUUGCCACUUGACAGGCAAAAAUGUCACUACAUGUGUACAGUAGCACAGAGAGGAUACUACAACCCCUGGCAAAAAUUAUGGAAUCACCGGCCUCGGAGGAUGUUCAUUCAGUUGUUUAAUUUUG